Messenger RNA from Ostrinia nubilalis (European corn borer), 1570 nucleotides. Its product is annotated as cartilage-associated protein-like. The record is from RefSeq and is a predicted model, not a curated record. NCBI's taxonomy places the organism in Eukaryota, Metazoa, Arthropoda, Insecta, Lepidoptera, Crambidae. The coding region runs from base 116 to 1225 and encodes 369 amino acids. The transcript has a single exon. Gene Ontology annotation, cellular component: endoplasmic reticulum. Gene Ontology annotation, molecular function: collagen binding; protein binding. Gene Ontology annotation, biological process: collagen fibril organization.
CCAUCAUGCUUGUUUUGUCACUCACGUCAGUUCAAUAGAGGUUAUUGGCAUUUGGCACCGAUUUUAUUUCUAUUGUAAUUUGUUUUGGAAUAACUGGGAAUAACAUUUUACAAAAAUGUUCAAAGAUCAUUUUUUUUAUGUAACACUAACCAUAGCUUGUAUUGGAGUAUGGAGUGUUGAGAGUAAAGUUUUAUCCUCUAUUGAUAAAGUUUACAAAAAAGGUGUCUCAGCAUACUCGGGUGAGAGAUGGACCGAGUGUAUAACACAAUUUGAAGAAUCCCUUUAUUUGUAUAAGCUUUACAAAUCAGUUGCUGUUAACUGUAGGCUUAAGUGUAGAGCUGAACCAUACGAAACCCACAUUAAAGAAAACAUAGAGGAUUUGAAGAUUUAUGAAAAGUUCUUGAAUAAAAGAAAGUGCUUACUCAAAUGUCUAGAGAAAGGUUUUGAUGAUGUCCGUGUUUCAAGUGAUGUACAUGAGUCAACACUCUUCAAUAUUCAGGCAAGAAAACCAUAUGAGUAUUUACACCUUUGUUAUUUCCAAAUGUAUGCGUUUCAAAAAGCGGCAUCUGCUGCAUACACAUUUCUUAUAGCCAACCCCAAAGAUGAGACUAUGAAGAAUAACCUUAAAUACUAUAGUGAACAACCAGAAGUUGAUAUAAAUGAAGUUGUUGACCUAGAGAGUGAAGAUUAUAAAGUCCUUUACCAUCUUGGCCUAAAAUCCUACAAAAAGAAUAACUGGGCUGAAACUGUAGCCAGCAUGGAAGAAGUUUUGACAGACUAUAUGUCUUCCGAAAAUGUAUGUCGUGCUGAAUGUGAGAGGCAACCAGAACAGGAAUCAACUUCAGAAUUUGUUUUGACUGUAUCUAAUAAUGUUGCCUCACUUUUGCAUUGUCAUCAACAUUGUCAAGAAAAACUUAAAAGUCUGGAAUACAACUCUGGCAUAGAAUUUCUUGCGGAUGUGCUUAACUAUUUACAGAUAUCUUACUACCAUCUAGAUAGAUUUGAAGAUGCUGCAAAGGCUGUAGCAAGCUACUUGGCAUUGAUGCCAGAUGAUGAAGAUAUGUUAGAGAAUAAAAAAAUGUACAGCACCCUUACAGAUGCAAAAUCAUUUUCAGAAAGAGAAACUAUAAUCUAUUAUAUGAACCGAGACCUGUAUGAAAAAAAACUCAUUGAAUUAUUUCAUCAAGAAUUUAAUGAUUAUCACACUCAAUCCAAUGCUGUUUGAGUAUAUUUCAUUUGUUUUUAAACAAAUGUAAAACCAAGUGCCAUACUUACUUUUAUAUCUAACUUUAUUAUUAAGUAAAACCAAAGUUGCAAAGUUUUUGAAUCAAUUAACCAUUGAGGUGUAGUGUAGUAAAUAACUUCUAUUAACAAGCUUUUGGAGGAUGCUAUUGACUGUACUAAAUGAUAAGAAAAUGGAACAAAUGUGAUAAGAAAAAGUGCCAUAUUUACAAAACUUCAAAUAAUAAUAUUAUAUUUUUAGAUUUUUUAACUAGUACUUACUAAUUAUGAAAAAAAAUAACGCAUUUAUAUUUUUCAAAAAUAAAUAUUUUUUAUUAUAUUAAUAUUA